This is a messenger RNA of Phoenix dactylifera (date palm), 2148 nucleotides long. The record is from RefSeq and is a predicted model, not a curated record. NCBI's taxonomy places the organism in Eukaryota, Viridiplantae, Streptophyta, Magnoliopsida, Arecales, Arecaceae.
AUGUCGACCAACCCAAACCAACAGGUGUUAGAUGCCAUAGCAGCAUUAGAAAUCAGAUUAGGAGCAAGAAUCACUGACCUUGAAACUAGGCUGAACACUCGCUUGACUAUGGCUGAAAAUUCAAUCACCAACCUCCAAGUGACUCACAACGAUGGAGAAUCUGAACUUGGUGAGAUUGAACCGUCCCGCCCCAGAGGCCUUGGGCCACAACACCAAAGGGACUAUCUAAGAGCACGUGAGACACCAGAUGAGCAUGUAAUGCGCAGUAUAAAGAUCGAUGCACCAAGUUAUGAUGGUCGUCUUGACCCAAAAGUCUUCAUCGAUUGGCUCGCUGAUAUGGACCAUUACUUUGAAUGGUAUAGCUUGUCUGACGAUCGCAGAGUUCGUUUUGCAAAAAUGAAGCUCAUUGGUCCUGCAAAAUUACAUUGGAACACAAUAGAAAAUAUGCUUGCUAGAGCUAGACAACCCCCUGUGGUACAUUGGGAUGAAAUGAAGGAGAAGUUAAAGGAAAAAUAUCUCCCAACAUCCUUUAAGAGUCGCCUGUUAGAUCAGUGGCAACGACUGAUUCAAGGAAACAAACCUGUGUCUGAGUACAUCGCUCGCUUUGAUGAGUUUUUCAUACGAUGUGAUGCACGUGAAAGUGUGGAAUUGACCCUUUCUAGGUUUAGGUCCGGAUUGCGAGAUGAUUUACAAAAAGAGCUUAUUCUGCGUGAGGUCAAUUCAUUAGAACAUGCUUAUCAACUUGUCCAAGACAUUGAGCGUUAUACUAAUAAGACAACCUUUAGGCGAUUUGAUCUUAAGGAGACCAAUUAUAAGAACACCCACGGUAGUCAAAUUAAUACUUGGAGUAAGCCCAAUAUCAGAAAUCAAACGACCGAGUCCCCAAAAAUUAAUGAUCAAAAGAGUAAGGGAAUUUUAAGUGAACCACCCAAAAUUUCUCGAGAUCAGUGUUACAGAUGUUUUGGUUUUGGGCAUAGAGCUAGUCAAUGUCCCACUAAGAAAACAUUAGUCAUCGAAGAAGAUAGAAAUGAUGAAGAGAAUGAGUUGGUCCAUGAGCCAGAGAUAGACCCUGAAGAGUCAGAUGAAGGUGAGGAACCGGACUUUCUUGAGGGUUCCACUCCUUUAGGCAUAGUCAGGUGUGUCCUUACACAACCAAAGCGAGAAGAUGAUGACUGGAGGCGUCGAUCCAUAUUUCACACCUAUAUCAAAUGUGGCGAAUAUAGCUGUAAGGUUAUCAUCGACAGUGGGAGUUGUGUCAAUGUUGUAUCCACAAGAACUGUCAAGAAGCUACAGUUAAAGACAGUGCCUCACCCUAACCCUUAUAAUGUGUCUUGGGUGGAUAAAACCGUUAUACCAGUCACUGAGCGUUGUCUAGUCCAAAUCAACUUUUCUGAAUAUAAUGAUAAGGUCUGGUGUGAUGUUAUUCCCAUGGACGUUGGACACAUCAUCCUUGGUCGACCAUGGCUUUAUGACUUGGAUGUGACCAUUUAUGGCAAAUCCAAUUCCUGUUCUUUUGUUCACCAAGGAAAGAAAAUUCGACUAAACCCUCUACCACCUAGACCUUCUAAUGCUGGAAAGAAGGAUGUGAAGGUUGAAAGGCGCCUUCAAAUCAUUAGCCCUAAGGAAUUUGAGAAAGCAGCAUCCCAAGGAUCCGUAGUCCUUGUGUUAGUGUCCAAAGAAGUUGUUCCUGAUUUUCAAAUAGAUUUUCCGAAGGAAGUUCAUCAUGUUCUGGAAGAAUUUAAGGAUCUCUUUCCUGAGGACCUUUCUGAUGAGCUUCCCCCUAUGCGUGACAUUCAGCACGCCAUAGACUUGGUUCCAGGGGCGACUCUCCCGAACUUGCCUCAUUAUAGUCUAAAUCCGAUUGAACACGCUGAAUUGAAACGGCAAGUUGAUGAACUACUCCAAAAAGGGUUCAUCCGAGAAAGUCUUAGCCCGUGUGCGGUGCCGGCGCUUCUAACGCCCAAAAAAGACGGCAUUUGGAGAAUGUGUGUGGAUAGCAGGGCAAUUAAUAAGAUAACGGUUAAAUAUCGGUUUCCAAUACCACGAUUGGAUGACAUGCUUGAUAUGAUGGCAGGUGCCACUAUCUUUUCCAAAAUUGACCUUAAGAGUGGUUACCACCAAAUCCGUAUCCGCCCAGGUGAUGAAUAG